This is a messenger RNA of Cantharellus anzutake, 912 nucleotides long. RefSeq lists its product as uncharacterized. Gene Ontology annotation, biological process: mitotic spindle organization. NCBI's taxonomy places the organism in Eukaryota, Fungi, Basidiomycota, Agaricomycetes, Cantharellales, Hydnaceae. The transcript has 7 exons. The coding region runs from base 217 to 804 and encodes 195 amino acids. Gene Ontology annotation, cellular component: dynactin complex. The record is from RefSeq and is a predicted model, not a curated record. Gene Ontology annotation, molecular function: dynein complex binding.
GCGCUAUGCUCAAGAGCUAUACUGAAAGUGGGGGAACAUCUUUGUCGACAGACUGGAAUGAAGUAUCCAGGGGCAAGGUUGAGGUCCGGCCUCCUUCGGGCGCUGAGGAGCGAAAAUGGUGAUUAUUUGAUGAUGCCGGGAGGGUAUGUAAGAUGGGAUGCAUGUAUGGUGGAGGCAUAGGCGCCGGGCGGUUAGUAUCUUGUUGCAUCACAUGUCAUGGCCCCGAUAAAGGAUAAGUUUGCGAUCCAUUCCCGUGCGGUCGUCUGUCAGGAUGUAGAUUUGAGGGGAGACAUCACGAUUGGCUCAGGUGAGGCAUUGCCGUGUUUUCUGCCCUUGAGUCUGGUUACCAGUUCCUUGUUAGGCACUGUGAUCCAUCCCAAAGCCACUAUCUUUGCAAUCACUGGUCCGAUUGUGAUUGGCGCAAAUUGUAUUGUUGAGGAAGCUGUCAUCAUUAUCAACAGGAGGAAAGAAACAAUGCGAAUAGGGGAUGACAACCUCUUUGAGGUAGGCUGCAGGGUGGAGUGCCCUUCAAUAGGUGACGGAAAUACAUUCUCAAUACGCUCGCGCGUGCAUUUCACUAUGCGGAUCACGUCCUAUUGCGUUAUUGGGGUUGGAUGCCUUUUAGUGCCAGAACAGGAGGAGAUACUUGACGAGUUCACGACUGUAUAUGGUCCUUCUGCAGAUCGAAGGGUUUGGAGCGGUAGGGGACGUAUUCAGGAGAUGGACCUGCGCCGCAAACAUGCGGAGUAUCUGAAGGAAACGCUGCCAAAAUUCAACAGACUUAGGCGCGGGGAAGGGUUUUAGUACUCUGGGGCUUUGCAAUGUUGGGGUGUCAAUGCAUGAUGGUUCGGCUACAGGACCGGUACACUACCAAGUGAUACCCAAUAAAUACAACAAUCGAUCCAAAAACGA